GAGUCCCUUUGUGGCAAGCAACGGCACUUGGAGGGUUCCACGGGAUCUCUGAUUCUAGAGAGUCAACUAAGAUCCUUACUGUCUGGCUUCGUCGACGUCGACAACUUACCUUCUUCAAAUGGACUAAACACUCUCAAUGACUUGCGGCAAAGCUUGGAGAUGCUAUCCGAUGUGGUUUUCUCGGCGGAAACCUCCCUCAAGCCUGCCGCUAUCUUGUAUCAGGCCGCCAAUCUGGUGGAAGAACUAUCCGUCAGCUUCGACAGAACGCCCGUGAAUAGAUGGAUAUCGAUACCCAGUAUCUUACUCGAAAAGGAUCCCCCAACCCAGGGAAAUAAUGACUGCCGGUCCACCUCUAUAGACCUUGAAAAACCGAUGCCCCUCGGCAGCUGGUUUCUUUCAUUUGAUUCUAGGAUGAAGGCCUCCGUUAAGUCAUAUAAGUCUUGUUUAGAGUGCCAAAAUGGAACGAGAUACUCGACUUCGGAGCAGGCACUUCAACAUCGUGCGUUGUGCCAUUCUGACCAGCACUGUCGCCUUGAGUUCGAGAGGAGGUGUCCCAACGACUCUACCGAAUGGGUCAUGCUUACCGCUGGGGUAAAAAUAUCAAGCCUGUUCGAAAAGCUGAGAAAAGGAUGGUCGACAAGAGACAGAAUUGAUUGUUGGAUGUUGGAUGUUCUACACAAGUCAGAACAUCUCCUGGUUGUCUUUAGAUGCAGCGCCUUCCUUGAUAUAUCGUCGAACUUCUCGAGUAUCACGGCGCAAGCAAGCCAAAGCAAUACCACGAGUUCUCGGUUAUGGGGCAGUAUGUGGACUCCGGAUUUGCUUGGAGCUUUCGAAAAACAGGUGGAAGCUUUGGACUCUUCUUCUUGUACAAUACAGUCCGACGGGGCAGUAUACAGCCAUCGUGAUGAUGCGGUCUUCGAGGGAGAACAAUUCUGGGACGACCUCGGUAUUAAUGUUGCUUCGUACGACAUACUGGUUAUCAAGAACCUCAAGUAGACUUCCCGGGCGCAAGCUGUAUAGACGAAGUUGAUUUCAAUCUCUAGUCAUCAUCGCAAUACCUAGGUGUUUCUUGGGAAAUCUCCCCAUAUUGUUACCAAAACCCGGUAGCUCACUGCCUCUACUGGUGUCAUCAACUUUCCAAUAAAUCCCGAUCGAAUCAACGGAUAUCUCAGGC
Molecule: messenger RNA, 1174 nt
Organism: Colletotrichum phormii
Lineage: Eukaryota; Fungi; Ascomycota; Sordariomycetes; Glomerellales; Glomerellaceae
Exons: 3
Coding region: 160-996 (278 amino acids)
Source: RefSeq, a predicted model, not a curated record